AUGAACACGAACAGUAUCAAACCGUUCUACAGGUAUAAUGACAUCAUAUGUAUUGACGCAACACGUGUUGUAUUGAAAGGCCGUCCUCCAGAAGAUGAUUACAUUAAUGCCAGUUGGAUGACUAUGCCUGAUGGACAAAAGUAUAUCUGCACACAGGCAUGUUUACUACGUUACCUUACAAUUAAGGGCCCUCUGCUUGAAUUCGUUGGUGAUUUUUGGCACAUGGUCACAUCUGAGAAGAGUAAUGUUAUCGUCAUGUUGUGCAACUUCAAUGAAGGUAAACAUGAGAAAUGCUGCUUCUACCUACCGAAGGAAAAGCGAGACAUUGGAUAUUUCGGCGAGUUCAAAGUUGCCGUGAAAGAAAUAAAGCCAGACCCUUACGAUGGCAUAAAGCACACUGUAUUGGAAGUUAAAUGGGAAAGAAGGAAUCUAAAACUGGAGUUUCAGGAAGGCGCACUUCCUCGUGAUACAACAUUUAACGACUACUUGGACAGCUACGUUUCAAUGAUCAAGCGGUACAAUAAAAGAGUAGAGCAGAAAGAAAAGGAACGCGAAAAAACCGAAGCAUAA
This is a messenger RNA of Ostertagia ostertagi, 570 nucleotides long. The record is from the annotation of a GenBank genome assembly. NCBI's taxonomy places the organism in Eukaryota, Metazoa, Nematoda, Chromadorea, Rhabditida, Trichostrongylidae.